This is a messenger RNA of Nymphaea colorata (pocket water lily), 2122 nucleotides long. RefSeq names its product crocetin glucosyltransferase, chloroplastic-like. Gene Ontology annotation, molecular function: UDP-glycosyltransferase activity. NCBI's taxonomy places the organism in Eukaryota, Viridiplantae, Streptophyta, Magnoliopsida, Nymphaeales, Nymphaeaceae. The transcript has 3 exons. The coding region runs from base 415 to 1923 and encodes 502 amino acids. The record is from RefSeq and is a predicted model, not a curated record.
GGACUUUUAUGGUCGGGCCUUGGCCCUGGCGCGGCCAGGGCCGGUCCGAUUCCGCCAGCCUCUCUGUGCGCAGACAGCAUCCGUCAGGCUGCCAUCGCAGCGUCCUCCAUCCUGCUGCCCACCGAGCUCCCCUGUCCGCCUGCGUCUACUCCCCUUUCCCCGGUGCCUGCACCAACGCCGGCAGGGUGCCGACGGCUUAGCCGGAAGUCCCAUCACACAGCCAUCGGCGAAACGAAGAGAAGGCACUUUGCUUCACGGACACCUUCACGUGACGUGAGUCAUGGCGAGAGCUGGGUUGGAGUACCAUAUCGUCUUUCUCGUGCUAGUUCUCUGUUCCAUCGACUUGAGUAAGUUUUCCAACAAACAAAGCCAGCAUCCAACUGUGACCAAUCAGAUGAUCUUCGCGCUUCAUAAAUGUGUAGCUCCCAUGGUUCAAACACCGGCAGAGUGAGAGAGAGAAGGGCAGAACGUUGCCGGACAAUGUCUCCCCACAUAAUGCUGGUUGCCUUUCCGGCUCAAGGCCAUAUCAACCCCAUUCUCCAAUUAGCCAAGCUCCUCGCCAGCCGUGGCGUUCUCACCACCUUCGUCACCACAACCCACGCCCACAAUCUCAUCAGCCGCAGCGCCGCCGCCACCACCAUUACCGGCCUCUCCUUUGCCUCCAUCUCCGAUGGCUAUGACUCGUCAGUCGAAACAACUGCGCCGGACUAUGCUCAAAACCUUAACCGUCACGGCCCCUCAUCUCUUACGUCCCUCGUCCGCUCGCUCGCCGCUUCCGGCCAACCCGUCGACUGCAUCGCCUACAAUUUUCUUCUCACGUGGGCCGCCGACGUCGCUUCCAGCCUCGGUGUCCCCUCGGCUCUGCUGUGGAUCCAACCAGCCUCCGUUCUGUCGAUCUUCUACCACUUCGUGGAACAGUCCCCCCACCUGUUCGGCGACAAUUCGGGCGAUAUCCACCUUGCCGGCCUACCCUCCCUCCACGCACACGACCUCCCCACCUUCCUCCUCCCUGAAGACGUUAUCUAUCAUGCUGUCUGCCACAACCUCUCCAGCAUGUUCAGAGCCAUCAAGGAUUCCAAAACCAAAUGGGUGCUCGUCAAUUCCUUCGACGCUCUCGAGCCAGAAGCCAUCGCCCAAAUGCGCUCCAUUUUUCCCGGUGUUGCCGCCGUCGGUCCGUUGAUCCCCUCAGCCUUCAUGGACGCCAAAGAUCCCAAGGAUACCUCCUUCGGCGGUGAUCUGUUGAACCAGAAGCAUCCCAAUAACGGAUGCACGACACCGGACAGAAGCGUUCUUGAAUGGCUCGACUCAAGACCUGAAGCCUCAGUCGUGUAUAUUUCGUUCGGCACUUGGGCGAAGCUGGCAGCCGCGCAGUUGGAAGAAGUGGCCAUCUGGUUGACGGAGUCCGUGCACGGCUUCCUCUGGGUAGUGAGACCGCCUGAGAACUACGGCGGGUUUCCUAUCGGUUUCGAGGAAGCGGUGAAGAAGAGGGGGAUGGUGGCGGAGUGGUGCUCGCAAGUAGAGGUGUUGAACCACCCUGCAGUGAGCUGCUUCGUGACCCAUUCCGGUUGGAACUCGACAUUGGAGGGGCUGGUGAGCGGGAAGCCGAUGGUGUGCCUGCCUCAGUGGAGCGAGCAACCGACCAACGCGAAGUUCGUGCAGGACGUGUGGCAGACGGGCGUGAGGGCGAAGCGAGGGGAGGACGACGUGGUCGGAAGGGAGGAGCUCCGGCGGUGCGUGGAGGAGGUGGUGGGAGAACAGCGGGGCAAGGAGGUGAGGGAGAACGCUGCCAAGUACAAGGAGCUCGCCAAGAAGGCCACGGCGGACGGCGGGUCGUCGGAACGGAGCAUGAGGGCCUUCAUUGACGAUAACGUUCCGAAGAUCUUGGCAUCAUCUGGGCCAUCGGAAGGGAACAAUCAACGGUGACAGAAGCAGGAUGUUGAUGGUGGCCGACGCAUGGAGUCCUUUCUACCUCUCUGCAUUUAUUAAUUUGUCGUUCGUCGAUUAAAUGAGAAUUGAGGGCGAAAUAAAUUCCUGAAAGCGAUCAACUCAGAAGCCUGCCGCCUGUCACCUGAGUUGUUGAAUGAAGCUGUUUUUCUGCCGAUUUUAAGUCGUACCAUCAAAA